Molecule: messenger RNA, 3343 nt
Organism: Drosophila virilis
Lineage: Eukaryota; Metazoa; Arthropoda; Insecta; Diptera; Drosophilidae
Source: RefSeq, a predicted model, not a curated record
AAACACGGUUCGCGCCAUUUAUAAAUUCCCAAAUAUUAAAUAAAAGUUGUAUUCUACAUGUGUUAAUACUAGUUUCCGUGUUUUACUGCAGGCAAACAAGUUUUGUGCCACCAUUUUUGUUGUUCUGACGCUUGGCGUGCCCCAUGUCAAUGUGUAUUAUUUGCGUGUAUGUAUGUACUCCUCAAAACAUGCACACAGUUUUGCGAAAUAUAUACAAACUGUGAUUGUUUGUUUAAAGAUUCACGUUACGUCGUCAAAGAAACAUUAAAAUGGAUGCAGAUACAGAAGAAGAGUGGGCCAGUAGCAGCAGCAACAGAUCCAGUUCCAGUGAUGUAAUAAAAAACCUACUGGAAGUCGCCAAUAGCAGGCCAGGCACCAAUGUGGCCAAGGCAAUCGCUGCGUACCAAGAUUUUCCUGGGCUAUCAACGCUGCUUCUGCUCCUGGAGGAGGUAUCGAAAAAUACAGAUUUUUCAACCGAUAUGCGCUUGUCGCUUUCCUAUUACAUGGAUGAAUUUUUGCGGCAAGUAUCCGGUGCGAGUGUGCCCCGACGCUCGGUUAUUGCCGCCGCCGGCAGCGUGCUUCAAUACUGCAGCAAAAUCUAUGGCGACAGGGUGGAGCUCAUGUACCAGGUUGUGGAGCAUCAGAUCGAGGCGCUGCUCAUAGCCGAUCCCAAAAAGGAUGAGAACAGCAAUCGCAAAAGAGAUGCUAGCAAGCCGGAGGAGCCGCGAAAGCGUCGCAUUAAGAAACUCACCCAAAAGGAAUUCGAUCCGUUUUCGUAUAAGAUGGAACCAAAAAAGUUCAAAAUAAUGUCCGAUGAGAAGCGCUUCAGUCGCGUUGGAUUCGAAACGAAUAUAAACAGAAAUCGUACAAUUGAGCACAUGUAUCAGGAUCAUACGCCGUCCCAUCUUUGGAAGCAUGCUUCCAUCGUGGAUCCAGCGAAUCCCUACGAGCAGGAUGAGAAAAAGAACUAUAAGGUGUUUACAUACCAUCCGGAGCCCAGAUACAAUACGCUUCUGCCAGACAUUCAGUUUGAUCGUCUGAAUUUGAUCAAAGAAUACGUGCACUCAAAUCAAGUUGAUGUAUCCGACACUCUUAAUAAGAACAUGACUAAUAAGGAAUAUUUAGAUGAGUACAUAGCGCUAGAGAACCAAAUGCUUGCCUCUCGCUAUGGGGAAAAAACAGGGCUGAAGCGCACGCUGACUGUCCAAGAGGAUGAACAGGCGAAGCGUUUGCGCUUGGAACUGCAGAAACGUUUGCUGGAAUUCACUGAUGAGAGCUCUAAACGUAGAAGGCUAACUGAAGAGAUGGACGAUAAUCGUGAUGGGAAUUUGGAGACUGAUGAAAGCGGAGCUAAGCGAUCGCAAACCUCUAUGGACUCAGUACUACGCGAAUCGCUGAAAACUUUGACGCUGACAGAUACAUCACAAGUUCAACUUAAUGAAAACAAGAUAGAGGCACUUUCCUUAAGCAGCACGUUGCACAUGAAUGACGCCAGUUGCUUGGACAGCACGCGUUUGGAUCUGCAGCAACUCGAAUCUAUAAAGGAAGAGACGAAGCAGGAAUCACAACAGAAGUCCCAACUGGAACUCUGCACUGGGAAGGGUGAUGAUAGCAAUGAGCAAUCGUUGCAAAUUGAUUCAGGCAUUGGCAUGGAUGAUGUAUGCGAUACUCUGCCGACAGGUCAAUCUUUUGAUGAUGAGGGUGUUGUUCUUACAGAUCUUAUAGACGACCAGCGUCUGCAGUCGCUAUCGCCCAAGGUAAUGGUGCGGGACAUACUGCCCGGUGUGCCCGACAAAGCCAACCUGAGCGUGCGCGUGGACGCCGAAAUGUUGGCUCUGAGCGGCAUCAAUGAAACGCUCGAGGAGAUUGUUGAUGUGCCACGUGAAGUGCACUAUUCAAUCGAGCGGAAUUUGCUGCAGCUACCAGAAAAGAGGCUACGCAAGGGUUCUCUCUUCAAGCUUCCCAAAGAAUUUGAUUUAUUUAAGAAAGCGCGCACACCAGCCAAGCGACAGGCUGAACCCAAGGCGCCCGGUGCUCCCAGAGCCUUGCCUACCGUCUCGCCUGUUGCCUCGCCUACGCAUUCCGUAUCGUCACUUGACAAAUUUCCGGCAUUGCCGUUGGACCAAAUGGAAUUCGAUUCGGAGCUAAAUUUUCGCGGAUUCAGACGCCCUACUUAUGAUUCAGGUAUUGAUCAGGAAGAGAUUAGAUUGGCCAACUCGCCAGCAGAUGACGGCAUCAUCGUUGAUGUGGGCUCCGAAGAACCAUCGGAUUCGAAUGCAUUAGAAAACUCAGCGCUCUCAAAUGUAAUUCAAGAAGCUAGAGAUUCUGAACAAACAGAGAAGGACUUGACGUUGCCUGAAAUUUCAUUGGGCGCAACAGAAUCAAAUGAAACGCAACAAAAUGGUUUACAACAUACACAAGCAGAUGAGAUAAGAGCCCAAGACAUCACCGAAGAGGACAUAAGAAUACCCGAUACCACAGCAGAGAACACAACGCUACUAGAGAGUGGAUUGAAUGCCAUGCCUAUGGAUUUGGCCACAAACGACAUAGAGUUGGACUCAGACUGGGAUGCAGAAGAAAGCGAUUCGAGCGUUCAAGAAAACUGUAAUAGCAUAGAUGCAGAAACUGAUGCCAAGAUUAUUGACUGGCAUCGUCGACUGGCACCCACAUUAGAAGCAGCGCAUGCGCGUCAAAACUUUAGCAUACAGCACCUAAAUGACGAGAUUAUAGCAAAAUGCCAGGAAAAUGAUGGAGAGGCAACACUUGCCGAUGUGAUAGAGGAUAAAGAUCCAACCAAACUAUGUUGCUAUAUGUUGUCCUCGCUACUGCUGACAAACCAGAGGAAUGUGGAGCUUCAAAUCGAUAAACAUGAUAAGAGCAAGCCAAUUGAAAUGAAUCAGUUUAAGAUGAAGUUGAUUAGCACCGAAAGGAAACAAGUGAAUCCCGAGGAUGACAUUGGCAAUAUGGACAUUUCCAAUCAGCGUAACAACCAGGCAGCAUCACACGAAACACCGCAAUCUGCUAACGCCGCCCAUCGCAAGGUGCAAGAGCAACGCCCCACACUUGAUGCAAUUAAUGUAAAAACAGUGCGCCUUAUAAAACCUGUGCCCAAGGCAAGCGCACGGCCAGAGGAUGCUGACUCUGGCAUAUCAUCGCUGCCGGCAUCCUUAAUGUCUGUGUGGCCGACUGACAUGUAGCAGAGGCCGUAGCAAUUGCUGGUGUCUAGUGCUCAAUGUGUGCCUCUGUCUUUAGUUUAUGUAUAUAGUUGAUUAAGUCGCAGGGUUGACGUUCGUAUAUAUGUGUGUACAUUUCGAUUCUCGUCCAGUAACCUUAGAAUGUAUAA